AUGUUCGAUAAAGUCAUGGGUUCUGCGGAGGUCAGCCAGGAGGCCAACCAGGUGCCUGCUACACCGGGCGCGCCGGUUCCCGACAACGUGGCACGGAACUUCCUCAAGGCCCUAGACGAGGAGUACGUCCAAGGCAAGGGUGCCAUUGUCGGAAAUUUCUUCGACAACGAGGGGUACCAGGAUCCCUUGUCGUCCUUCGAGGAGAAGGUGCGCGACGCUGGGAACAAGAAGGAGGCCAUUGAGGCGAUCGCCAAGGACUGGGGCCUCGAAAGUCCCUGA
Molecule: messenger RNA, 279 nt
Organism: Symbiodinium natans
Lineage: Eukaryota; Dinophyceae; Suessiales; Symbiodiniaceae
Source: the annotation of a GenBank genome assembly